Molecule: messenger RNA, 2794 nt
Organism: Spinacia oleracea (spinach)
Lineage: Eukaryota; Viridiplantae; Streptophyta; Magnoliopsida; Caryophyllales; Amaranthaceae
Exons: 4
Coding region: 1443-2594 (383 amino acids)
Molecular function (GO): zinc ion binding; nucleic acid binding
Source: RefSeq, a predicted model, not a curated record
AUAAAAUUCAUUUUUUGUGAAAAACUACCUUAUAAAAAAUAUGUUGUAAGAAACUACCUUAUAAAACAUAAAAUGUUGUAAUAUAGUACCUUAUGCCGGAUUGUAACCGUUGACCCGUAUCUCCGGCGUUGACUUUUCCACGUGAAAGUCACGUGACCUUCUAUGACUAAUUUCCCUCCUUUUUGUGCCAGUUGUACCCAAUUUCCCUUCAAUUUCUACCUUGGUGAUUUUAACCUAAUUCCCAAAUUCUAAUUUUCCAACCUCUUCCAAUAAUCCUUCAUCUUCUCUUCAAUUUAUUUACUGACUCAACAACCUGCACUCUCAUUGAUGGUGAACUAAAAAACAGAGGACAUAUGAACUUCAAAGCUCCAUUAAUUAGGUACGUACUAGAGAACGCAUAAAGGGACCAGUCAGUGCUUUUACCCAGGUUCAGUGGUAGAAUUAACAAAGAUUGUUCUUGGUAUAGAUUAAUGGAACACAUUAAUAUCAGGUGGUAUUAUGGUGGUGUUUUUGUGACAACGCCUAAGAAAAAGAAAACAAGUUAUGAACCAGGGAUUGGUAAUAAUUAUGGGCUUAGUUUACAUUCUAAUGUACAAGAAGUUUGUUACUUUGAGUUUGUUGAUUGGAUUAGGAAUAGAUUAAAGUUCCAAGAUAUAGGGCAUAUUUGGUUUAGGAGGAGAGGAUGUACACUGUAUAAUGGUAGGACGGAGAUAAUUGAUGACUCUAAUAUCCCACGGUUUUUGGAAUCUCCGGAAACAGAUGGGUGGUACAAUUUAUACAUCACUCAUGAUAAUGGUGAUGGAGAUGGUGUGGAAAGGGAGGUGUAUGUGGAGACUGAUGCUGAUGUUGAAAGUGAGGGUGAGUUGGAAAAUAGGGGUGGGACUGAGAUAGCAAACACAAGGGUACCACCUGAUUUAUUUUUAAACCCUGAGCAGGAUAGCAACACAAGCUCAUCCAAAUUGCCUCUUGGUGUUAAACCCAAUCUACAAUCCAAAAAAACCAUUUCUAGCUCGUCUAAUAAGCGCAUCAGAUCUAAAACUUCAUGUAGAUCAAAAAAAUGGAGAGCUUCAUCCAUUGAAACGUUAGUAGAAAAUGAAGUUCAUGUGACUAAGAGGGGAAGUAAUGCUGAUUUUGGAGAUGAUUCUGAAGAUGACAUUGAUGUUGUUCUAAGUGAGGGGGACUACAUUGAUUUUGGAGAAGGUAACCCUCAUUACGUUACUUUCAUUUACAUAUUCAGUUGAUUUUAAUCAUAAGCAUGAUACAUUUUGUUGACGUUGUAGGGGUUAUUGGAUGCAUUCAAUAGAGUGGUGCCAAAUGCAGAGAUCAGAUUUUGUUGUAGGCACAUUUGGGCAAAUUUUAAGUUGAAAUUCCCUGGAGAACUGUAUAGAGAAUGUUUCUGGAAAGCAGCCAGAUCAUCAACCAAGUGGCAUUUUGAUAGUCAAAUGGAAUCAAUUAAGAUGUUGUCUGUUGAGGCUUACAAUUACUUGAAUGAAAUACCCUCGUGUCAUUGGUCUAGGCAUUCCUUUAGCACUAGCUCCAAAUCUGGUAUGUUGCUUAAUAACUGUUGUGAGAGUUUUAAUAACGUCAUUAAGGAUGCUAGGUCAAAACCUAUCUUAACCAUGAUGGAAUGGAUACGAAGGUAUGUCAUGAAAAGGUGUUGUGUAAAGAGAGAUGGGUUAAAAGAAUUUGAGGGUAUGAUUAUGCCGUCAGUGGUGAAGAUGAUUGAUAAGGCUAGUGGUGAAGUAUGUAAAUGUGAUGUUACUCAAGCCGAUGUUUAUGAAUUUGAGGUGGAUCACAUUAGCACCGGUGAGUCUUAUGUUGUAAAUUUGGCUGAGAAGAGAUGUGGGUGUUUUAGGUGGGAAUUGAUGGGUAUACCUUGCUAUCAUGCAAUGGCAUGUAUAGUGAAACAAAGACUGAAUAUUGAGGAUUUUGUUCAUCAAGCAUACCAUGUCUCUACAUAUGCAAAGACCUAUGCUCCAACCUUCCACCCAAUGCCAGGAAAACACCAAUGGCCAACUAUUAACCUCCCACAACCUUUACCUCCACCAUACAGAAAAAUGCCGGGAAGACCUAAAGGGAGUAAAAGAAUUAAGGAGAAAGGUGAAGGGGAGGAGAGGGUGCUUGUUAUUAGAACCAAGAAGCCAAACAAAUGUGGGAACUGUGGUGAAACAGGCCACUACAAGAACACUUGCAAAAACCCUCAACUAGCUCCUUUCACCUCCCCAAAAUCUAAAGGAGGAAGGCCAAGAAAAUAUCCAGCUCCUUCUUCAACAACAAAUGCUACAACAUCAACUUCUCCAACAACAAUUUCUAAAGCAAUUGCUCCUACCGAUACACUUGUUAUUAAGCCUACUACUGCUGUCACCAAGAGGAAGAAAUCUGCUCCUUCAUCUAUGGUAGCAAGUGUAAUUUUUCCUCAUGCUCCACUUACUGGUUGUAUUAUAUCCCUUGAUGCCUCUGCUGUUGCUGCAACCGGUGCCUCAAGGAAGAAGAGUUCUGCACAAAUUGGGAUCCCUAAACCAAAGAAGCACAAGAGCAUGGUUGAUGUGUUAUCAUCUCAAAAUAACACAUCUUGUAUCUCUCAUGUGCCUUAAUUUAUGAACGUUUUUGUUUAGGAUGGUAAUGUACGGUUUUUGAGGGUUAAAACCCCGUAAUCUUUUUGAAGUGACAAUGGUGUCGAAGAAUGUAUGUUUUUAAAAGGCCAACACAGUAGCCUCUAACAUUGAAUUUGCACUUGUAAUGUGGCGUAAAGCUAUUUUAUUAAUUGCUAGAUUAAUUAUAGCAUAGAUAGAUU